AUGAUAAUCUCCAAUCACCACAGGAAGCCACUGCUCUCCGAGUUCUACCAGCCUUACGUGUUUCUGGAAACAUUAGACAAAUGUUUUGAAAAUGACUGUGAACCAGAUUUAAUAUUCCAUGUAGACAAUGUUCACAGUGUCCUUGAAGAAAUAGCAAUGGGGGGAAUGGGAUUGCAGACCAACAUGAAUGAGACUGUAAUGCAAAUUGAUGCAUGGAAUAAACUGAAUAAAUCCGAGGCAGGUUUAGUGGGAGCUCUAGCCCCUGCUGUAUCAGCUGUAAAGAAUAUGAAUCUUCCUGACAUUCCAAGAAAUAUUGACAUUGGUGACAUCAGUAUACAAGUGCCAAACCUGCCCUAUUUUAUAUGA
This is a messenger RNA of Castor canadensis (American beaver), 366 nucleotides long. NCBI's taxonomy places the organism in Eukaryota, Metazoa, Chordata, Mammalia, Rodentia, Castoridae. The record is from RefSeq and is a predicted model, not a curated record.